AUGGGGGAUCAAGGGUGGACAUUUCAAGGGGGCUGGUGUAACUACUUGGUAGAGGAACUUCAAAGCUAUCAGACAGUGGAAACUGCUGUUUUGCGAAGCAUCCUGUUUUGUAGCAAUGUUUUAAGACUGGCUGUCACUUGGUACUAUUACUGCGCUCAUUUUAUAGAUACGGCACAGGAUCCAGGGUUUUCAGGUUUAUCGGAUCCUAAAGCUCAUCCUUCCAAUGUUACGUGGUCUUCCCUCUUUUGUGAAACUGAAGAGGUGAAUAAUGAAUCUUCUUCUGUAAAACGGACAGAAGGACAGAGGCCAAGAGGAGGCCCGGACUUGAGAUCUCGAGAUUCUUCUAAGAAUUCCAACCCCACCAUGUGUAAUUAUCUAUGUGACUCUUUGGCCUUUGUAGAACUGUCUGCCAUAAGCAAUAAAGGAAAAGGACUUUGGAUCCCCACCGGCAACAAAUUGUGUGAAAGCAACUAUGAGGGAAACAAGUCUCCCUUACCUCAGUUUGCUUCCACAAGAGGCUAUGCCGUACUUCAAAACACUGCAACAUGUGAGCUUCAGAAAGGAGAAGAGAAAAAAAAAAAAGAUUUCUGGACAACCAGUCUGUAUAAAAUACCUAAGGCAAUUCUUGGCACCAAAAACGUGUUCACUUUUGGUGCCAUGACUCAGGAUCAGACCUUGUCUUCAGAUUCCCAUUUACCCCAGCCAGGUAAUAAGGCCCUUUGGAGCCUUUUGUGCUCCAUUUCUGGCUGGAAACCCAGGGAUCUAAAGGUGGUUUUGUGUUUUACUCUGAUGCUUCCCGAAGAGCCUUUGCAAAAGCUGAGGGCUUUGUCUUUAACAAAAAAAGGACUAUCCUAGAAACCCAUGGAAGUGGACCAUGCCAGGUACUCUUGGCUACAGACUGCUGAUGGCAUUGCUUCAAUAAUUAUGAGAUCAUACCAGUGGACUGAGUCAGGAGUCCUAGACUUCUAGCCAAGAAGCACAUGUGUUCAUGAGACUACUAACCCAGAUCAAGUGGAACAAGAAUUAAUUACAAAGCACUGAAUAAACUAGAUGGACAUGGGCUUUGCUUGGAACAGUGCUGAUGCCUUAAUGCUCUGUUUUCUGGAUGUAAGGAACCACUCUCUCUUUUCUCUCAAGCUAUGUAUCCCUCAUAACAAUUUAUUAGACUGUGCUCUUGUAAAGCAGAAAUGAAACAUUGAUCUUUUCUGCCCUGACUCACCCUGUGAAAUUUGUGGAACUCUUAUUGAGGAUUCCUGUUUUCGUGGCACCCUAGUUAUUUGCAUAGAUUCAGUAGGAGUCUGUCCACCUUGUUAAUAGGACAGAAUUGGAAACACUGGUUAUGCAAUCAAGGCUGGCAUUGUCUAGAAUGUCAUAGUUGAGAAGGAUGCUCGUUUCAUCAGAUGUGACCAGGCACUUUUUAGGAAUUAAGGUAGACUUUAUGGGGCCAAUGCUUACAAAGUCCCUCUUAGGGAAGCUGGCCUGGUAACCGUCUUUACAGAGUUCCCAGCCUUAUAGGUGAGCAAGGCAGGCUCAGGAACCUUAGGAUAUUCUGGGGACCUCAGGAAGAGAGGACUUCCCACCAAAUCACUAGGUAAUGCAGGUGAAAAAUGAUGGUGAAGUUUUGGCCUGGCUUCCUAUCCAUGAGAGGCUUUGAAAAGUCCAAUCUGAGGUUCUUUAUGAAAAUGUCCAGCAAAGCAAAUAGAAGACUCAUGUGUUGACUUGUCCUUCUUGCUGCAUCUGUGUAAACAAACAGGUCAUGUCUAAUGAGACCAGCCUUGUUUUGUGAUCAAGAAUAAUCU
Messenger RNA from Leptonychotes weddellii (Weddell seal), 1799 nucleotides. Lineage: Eukaryota; Metazoa; Chordata; Mammalia; Carnivora; Phocidae. The record is from RefSeq and is a predicted model, not a curated record.